This is a messenger RNA of Alternaria ventricosa, 726 nucleotides long. RefSeq lists its product as uncharacterized. The coding region runs from base 1 to 726 and encodes 241 amino acids. The transcript is spliced from 2 exons. The record is from RefSeq and is a predicted model, not a curated record. Lineage: Eukaryota; Fungi; Ascomycota; Dothideomycetes; Pleosporales; Pleosporaceae.
AUGCAGAAAAACUGCAGGUUCUGCAAGUGGGAGCGCGAACUCGAUGGUAUCCCAGUAGAAGAGGUAGCCCCGCCAUCGAAUCUCGAGAAGAUACGUACAGACAUGAGGGCGAGGGCAGCCGCGAGGAAAUCCCACGGAACAGAACGAGAGCGGGACGGUACUGCAUCUACAUCCUGGCCUCCGGACGAUGCACGUUUCGAUAUGAAUCCACUGGCGUCACCGUUGGUGAGCAGGAGUAGGAGGGAUAGUGUCACGUCUUGUCGAUCGGAAGCUAUGGCUGAGCCAUACGAUUACUUUACCGAGCAGCCUGGAACAACAGAUGUUGAAACGGAUGAUAAUGAGGAUUCUGGAGACAUCGAGAUGGCUGAGGGAGAGGGAAACAACGGCAUCGAGCCACCAAGCCCUGCUUCAAGCUCGGUCUACAGUAACGACAACCCCCUCGUGCUCCCCCACAGCCCUCUCUACACACAAAGCGAAAGCGGUAUACCAGACGACAGCAACGACAACGAUAAGAACGACUCCUUAGAUUUUCUAGAUGAAGUCCUUUUUGACCUUGACGCUUGGCUUGAUGCUGGGGGUUUGGAGAUGGGUGGUCUGCACGACGAUAUGCCAGAGGAGGAGUAUGCGGAGUAUAAGGAAUGGUACAAGGCGAUUGUCGGAGGGGUUGCGAGGGGUAUGGUUGAACGAGGAAUGUUGAUGGAGAGGACUAGGAGGAGGAGUGUGUAA